CGAGCCCGCCCGCCCUGUCCCCCGCCCCAGCCAUCGCUGCAGGGAGGGAGGGCCGUGCCGGACCGGGCGAGCCGCGGUGGCAGCGGCGAGGGGCGGCCACUCCGGCGAGAGGCAGAACGGCCGCGCCCGCCUGCGCUCUUUGCCGCCCGGAGGCUCCAUGGCCGGGGCCGUGCCCUUGCUGCUGCUAUUGCUGCUGCCGCUGCCGCUGUUGCUGCCGCUGCACGCCGGCGCCGCUCCGGCUGCGGGCGAGCCAUCGUGCCACGGAGCCUUCGAUUUGUACUUUGUGUUGGACAAGUCUGGGAGCGUGGCGACGAACUGGCAAGAGAUAUUUAAUUUUGUAAAUCAGCUGACAGAAAGAUUUGUGAGCCCCAAGAUGAGAUUGUCGUUUAUCGUGUUUUCCACCCAGGCACAUGUCAUUAUGCCGCUAACUGGAGACAGAGAGAAAAUCAAGAAAGGUUUAAAGGAUCUGGAGGAGGUGAUACCAGCAGGUGAGACAUACAUACAUGAAGGACUAAAACAGGCCAAUGUGCAAAUUGCAAAGCAAGGAGCCUCACGGUUCUCUAGUAUCAUCAUUGCACUGACUGAUGGCAAGCUGGAUGGUCAGAUUCCCUUGUAUGCAGAGAAAGAGGCAAGGAAAUCCAGAGAGCUGGGAGCAAGAGUUUACUGUGUUGGUGUCCAGGAUUUUGAACAAGAACAGCUUGAAAGAAUUGCUGACGUGAAAGAGCAAGUUUUCCCUGUCACUGGAGGAUUCCAAGCACUUAAGGGGAUAAUCAAUUCUGUUUUGAAACAAUCGUGCACUGAGAUUUUGUAUUUGGAGCCAUCCAGUGUCUGUGUAGGAGAGGAGUUUCAAGUUGUUCUCAGAGGAAGCGGGUUAACCCUUGGUGGGAGAACUGACAGCGUGACUUGUACCUAUCAAUUGAACGGAACGACAAUCUAUGAAAGGCCUAAAACAGUAGAAUCUGACUUUCUGCUCUGUCCUGCACCAAUCCUGUACAAAAGUGGCCAAACCCUGGAGGUUUUGGUGAGUUUGAAUGAAGGCCAGUCUUUCAUGUCCAGCUCGUUAAUCAUCACUGCUUCAGAGUGUUCCAGUGGUGUGGCAGCGCUCAUUGCCGUCCUUGUGCUGUUGCUGCUGGUGGCACUUGGCCUGCUCUGGUGGUUCUGGCCCCUCUGCUGCAAAGUGGUCAUCAAGGAUCCCCCUCCACCUCCGCCAGCCCCAAAAGAGGAAGAAGAACAGGAGCCCUUGCCUUCCAAGAAGUGGCCCACGGUGGAUGCUUCCUACUAUGGUGGACGAGGAGUUGGGGGAAUUAAGAGGAUGGAGGUGCGUUGGGGUGACAAAGGCUCCACAGAAGAAGGGGCCAGGUUGGAAAAAGCAAAGAAUGCUGUGGUGAAACUCCCAGAAGAACCAGAAGAACCUUUUCACCCUAAACCACCUAAACAAAAGCCUACCUCACCAGCCAUGCAGCAGAAGUGGUACACGCCAAUCAAGGGCCGGCUGGAUGCGCUGUGGGCGCUGCUGCGGCGCCAGUAUGACAGAGUCUCACUGAUGCGGCCUCAGCAAGGAGACCAGGGCCGCUGUAUCAAUUUCACUCGAGUUCCCUCUCAGUAGAGGAGAAGAAGCAGAUACCAGGAGGAGAGACAGCCACAUUGCCACUGUCCUACCCAGCUGAGAGAACCUAGCCCUUCCUUGCAUGCCUUGGACCAUCUUUGUGCCUGAGCUCUGCAGGUUCCCACAUCCCUGCUCCGGGAGCCUGCAUUCCAACUGCGCACUGGUGCUCUGCCCAUGCCCCGGAGAGCAGUGCCAUGUAUGCCUCGCUCUGUGCAACACCGAAGGGACAGCACAGACACCAAAGAUGAGAAUGCUUUUCUAUUUUUAUUAUUUGCUGUUUUUUAAGGACUACAGAUUCUCAGGAUGCAAUGUGCUUUUAGUGGCGACGCAGCAUUCCUCCGCUACAGUGGAGGCACGUGGUAUUUACACAGGGACUACGCGCCACGGGCAGAAGAUAACAAUUCCCACCAGGCUAAGCAGGCGCAGAGCCGAGUGCCUCAGAGCCAUGUCAGAUCCCCAACCCUUGCCAGCUCCCUCCAUCGUGCCUUACGGGAACCUUCUGACUGGAAAUCUUGUCACUCUAACACUGAAAAGUGCACACGCAUGACAAAAUGUAGACAAGGAUGCCUCGAGGUAUCAGUAGCGAGCAAGACUUUGCCCUUUAGUUUUUGAAGACACCUUUCUUUCAUUAUGCACCCAGGACAGGAAGGAAUUACUAGAGCGUUAUUCCAUGGGAAGACAGCCUGUAAGCAGAGAUCUCAAGCCGAGUUGGAGGGACUGAUGCUUCAAGACCUUGACACUGUGGCUGGUGGUUUUUUCCCCUUCCCUGCAUUCACAGUUCAGUAGCGCAUAAAACAUCAUCAUCUAUAAACAUACCUAGCAGUCGUAGGCUUGUGUGUUUCUUUUUUAGAUUAAAAAAAGCAGUAGCCACAAAGCUGGUAUCUCAGGGUUUUUUCCCCCCGCAAAUCUCCAAGGGCUCUUCAGCGUCACAAGCCAGCAACUCUCUUUGCAUGAGAAUUUCAAAGUUUAAUUAAUAUAAUUAAAGGCAACAGCAAGCAGCAGCCUGUGAAGAUUUUGCUCAUCUUUUUUAUGCCUUUUGACAUUGAAUGACCUAUUACUGUAUGUGCGUUCCUCAGUGGCGGAGGGGGCGCCGAGUGUUGGGUAUGAUUCCGCAGUGGGAAAGACCUCUUUCCAUCAAUUCAGAAAUUAAAUUUAUGGAAGUGCCGGCCAUCACCAAACAUCGACAAUGUAUGUAUUAGAAUUUUUCAGAAAAACCAGUGUCGUGUCACGUCGACGAUGCCAAAUUAUGUUAGCGUGAGCGGAAACACUGUGGGGGAGGAAGGAGGGAGCAGCUGAAGAAAAAGGCUCAAAUGAUCCAGUCACUUUCGAUACUGUACUUCAGAGGCAGAAUGGAUAUUCGAGUCGAAACCUGACAAAGCGCGCCCGCUUUGAUGGGAACUGGUAUAGACAAUGACCAGUGGCUGGGUCAGUGGGAUGUCUCUCUGCGAGCAGGGAGGCUUAUCAAAUGACACUAAAAAUAAGUUCAACAACCAUCACGUUGGAGGGGAAAAGGCGAACAUUUCACAUUUGGUGGGCAUGAAUGUGUGCAAGAUGGAAAGAGCAAUGCGGAGCAUCCUGGGCUAAUUAUCUCCUUUGUGCUCUUCAUUGGAAUCGCAAGGGACAGAAGUAAUUCCCUUGGUCUAUGUCCAAAUCGGCGGCACUGCCCAAAGAUGCUUUUACAUUUAUCCACUCGCUUACAUCUUCUGCUUGAGUUUAUUUAUGUCACUGGUAGCCUCAUCAGCAACAGUCUGCACAUUAGACUAUAAAUAAAAUUAUUAUCUAAGUUUCA
Prinia subflava (tawny-flanked prinia) is the source of this 3395-nucleotide messenger RNA. It is a transcript of the gene ANTXR2, whose product is annotated as ANTXR cell adhesion molecule 2. The transcript has 17 exons. Gene Ontology annotation, cellular component: cell surface; plasma membrane. The coding region runs from base 158 to 1606 and encodes 482 amino acids. Gene Ontology annotation, molecular function: transmembrane signaling receptor activity. The record is from RefSeq and is a predicted model, not a curated record. NCBI's taxonomy places the organism in Eukaryota, Metazoa, Chordata, Aves, Passeriformes, Cisticolidae.